AUGUCAGUGGAACGCUUGGACCCGGAAGAGACGACUCCCGCGUGGCAAAGCGUUUGCCCCAUGAGCAGACAAAGGGAAGGAGUUGGUGUUGGUGUUCUCAAUAAUUUUCUCUACGCUGUUGGAGGCUUCCAUGGCGAACCACUCAAUAGCACUGAAAGGUAUUGCGCAAACUUGACCGCUACAAAUAUUUAG
Messenger RNA from Cooperia oncophora, 192 nucleotides. The record is from the annotation of a GenBank genome assembly. NCBI's taxonomy places the organism in Eukaryota, Metazoa, Nematoda, Chromadorea, Rhabditida, Trichostrongylidae.